Candida dubliniensis CD36 is the source of this 1593-nucleotide messenger RNA. RefSeq names its product Opy2p (gene OPY2). The record is from RefSeq and is a predicted model, not a curated record. Lineage: Eukaryota; Fungi; Ascomycota; Pichiomycetes; Serinales; Debaryomycetaceae. The transcript has a single exon. Bases 1 to 1593 code for a protein of 530 amino acids.
AUGCCGAUACCCAGAUCACCUAUAUUUGAGCCUGAGUUGGAACAACUACUAAAAAGAGAUGAAAAUGGUUGUGUCUCUUGUCCAAGCUCAGCAGGAAGUUGUCCUUCAUGUCCAUCAGGACAACAAUGUCAAUUAUCGUCGCGUACAUGUGAUUCGUGUCCCAAAUAUUAUUGUGCAACUGUCUCGUCAAAGAAAGGUUCUCCCAUAGGUGGUAUAGUUGGUGGAGUCAUUGGAGGAGUGGCAUUUUUGGCACUUGUUGGUGCUGUAUUGUAUUAUUUUCUUAUAUACAGAAAAAAGCACCCACUUAUAUUAGAUGAAGAUUUUGAAAAUUACGAAGAUGAUGAAGACUUUUUGGAAGAUGAAACAAGUGGGUACGCACUGAGCAAACUAACUGCUAAUAAUGGAAACGGACUAGAUGUCUCGUCUCCUGGAUACGAUAGCUCAAGUGCCAAUGUUGUUUCCCCUACUAGCGCUAACAAUGUCAAUAGUACUAACGGUGGCAGCAACGGUAAUGGACUCAAUACUACGGUCAGCCUGAAUUCAGUUGGAAACACAUCUGCUGAAAGAGCAAUAGGUCCAGGAGUUGGAAGUGGUGCUGCUGUCGUGGCAAGAAAGCAUGUUGCUGGUAAUUCCGUUAGUGCUGCCAAAAGAAGACAAAUGAGAAGAUUAUCAUCAUAUGAAUCUUUUACCAGACCCAAAGCUAGUGGGAACCACAAAGCCAGACAGCAACAGUUGCAGGCUAGAAGAGCGAGACAACAAAGAAUCAUCAGACAAGCAAAUCAACAAACGCAACAGCAACCACAACAACAAUUACCUGUCAACCAGUAUCUACAACCAUCGAAUCGUAAUUCGGUGGCAACUUCAUUUUCCAACGCAUCCAAUAUAUUACCUAUUGCUUACAUUCCUGGGGUCACUGUGCGACCCACCAAAAACAAUACAAGGUCUAUUUAUUCUUACGAUACUGAUUCAUUAUUUUCUGACUUGAAUACGAUCGAGAACGCUUCUAUUAUUGGUGAUGUUGUUUUGGCUAAUCAAAACACAGCGACUGCUGAAAUGUACAACCCCAGUCCGGAACUGAGUAUACAUUCGGAAAGCCAGCAAUCCCAACAACGAAACUAUACAAAUGGAUCAGGUACAAUGACUGCCAUAAAGGCGCAGCCAAGGUUAGUGAAUGUUGAUAAAAUCGAAGAAGAGGACGAAGAUGACGAAGAGGAAGAAUCUGAAGAAGAGUACGAUGACACUCAAGCCAUACCCGAAGAGAGCGAAGAAGACUCUGAUGUUGACUCGGAUAUUGGGGAGAUUACACGUGCCACUUCGCUCAAAAGACAAGAGCCCGGCCCUCAAACUUCCAAAGAUGUUGAUGGUGGUAAUCAGGUAGACAUAGCACGAAGAGACAGUACUGAAAUUGGUAUUCCAUUAGAUUACAUUAAUUUUGAUAAUGGUAAGGAUGUGGGAGAAACAAUAAACAGUGCCACAGGGUCAUUUUUAUUGAAUGUUGAAUUCGAUCACAGUCCAUUAACGACACCAGUGAAAACACAUUAUACUGAUAAUUCAAACGAUAGAGGAAGCCCAUUUGCUGAUCCUGACAAAUAA